AUGUGGCGGCUUGGCCAGUCUCAAAGUGAACCGUCUCAAGUAACAGCUUCGAAUCUAGGGCACGCUCACAGCUUCAUAACUGGGGAGUUUUCGCCCCAAAUGGCUCGCCGGGCUCCCAUCGAAAGCCCAUAUGGUCACCAGCUCACGCGCCGAGUGACAUGGCGCUCGUCCACCUACAAAAUCAUCGCCUAUCUCUAUGUGCUGGGCAUCUUGUAUAUCGUCUGGCUCAUCCGCGACCUCUUUUGGCUGCCAUUCUCGUCGUCUCCGUAUUCGAGCCAUGCUGAUCCAAACGGAAACCAAGCGUUUCCGAAAGAGUAUGUUACUUAUAUUUCCUUUCGUUUUGAGAUUGAAGCGAUAUUGGACGAAUACUGA
Molecule: messenger RNA, 372 nt
Organism: Talaromyces rugulosus
Lineage: Eukaryota; Fungi; Ascomycota; Eurotiomycetes; Eurotiales; Trichocomaceae
Exons: 1
Coding region: 1-372 (123 amino acids)
Source: RefSeq, a predicted model, not a curated record